Molecule: messenger RNA, 513 nt
Organism: Calliphora vicina (urban bluebottle blowfly)
Lineage: Eukaryota; Metazoa; Arthropoda; Insecta; Diptera; Calliphoridae
Gene: SmF
Product: small ribonucleoprotein particle protein SmF
Exons: 3
Coding region: 113-379 (88 amino acids)
Biological process (GO): spliceosomal snRNP assembly; mRNA splicing, via spliceosome
Cellular component (GO): U1 snRNP; catalytic step 2 spliceosome; pICln-Sm protein complex
Molecular function (GO): RNA binding
Source: RefSeq, a predicted model, not a curated record
UCGGCUUUGUUUUGCAAACGUUUUGUGUGGUGAGCGUGCAAAUUGUUUACCGCCUAUAAUUUUAAUAAAAGUUAAUAUUCCUUAAAAAAGUUAAUAAAAUAAAUUAAACAACAUGUCUGCUGCUAUGCCAAUUAACCCCAAACCAUUCCUUAAUGGUCUCACCGGUAAGGCAGUGAUAAUUAAACUAAAAUGGGGCCAUGAAUAUAAAGGUUACCUGGUGUCUGUCGACGGCUACAUGAACAUGCAAUUGGCCAAUACAGAAGAACACAUUGACGGUCAAGUUACUGGCAACUUGGGUGAAGUUCUAAUACGUUGCAACAACGUUUUGUAUAUUAAGGGUGUUGAUGAUGAAGACGAGGAAGGAGAAAUGAGAGACUAACAUUUACAAACUUAUAAUUUGUAGUCGAAAAAUGAGAAGCAAAAUAAUUUGUAUUCAAAUCAAUCAAGUAAUCUAUUAAAAACAUUAAACAAUUGGUUGACAAAAAUCGUUUUCAAAAUACAUAAUUUCAAGAA